This is a messenger RNA of Pipistrellus kuhlii (Kuhl's pipistrelle), 1174 nucleotides long. It is a transcript of the gene SPP2, whose product is annotated as secreted phosphoprotein 2. Gene Ontology annotation, cellular component: extracellular region. Gene Ontology annotation, biological process: bone remodeling. The transcript has 7 exons. Bases 110 to 652 code for a protein of 180 amino acids. NCBI's taxonomy places the organism in Eukaryota, Metazoa, Chordata, Mammalia, Chiroptera, Vespertilionidae. The record is from RefSeq and is a predicted model, not a curated record.
UCGCGGCCUAUAAAUAAAGUGCCGCUCUCUGGAGGACUUGCUGUCCUCUGACGUGCAGACACACUCUCCAGGGCUCUGAGUGAAAAUUAUUCUUCCCCGCACAGAGAAGAUGGCGCUGAAGACAUUAUUGGUCAUGACUGUUCUUGGAAUGAGCAUCUGGUCCUGUGCAGGUUUCCCGGUGUAUGACUACGACCUGGCCUCCCUGCGGCAAGCCCUGGACGCCUCGGUGGCAGAAGUGAACGCUCGGUCCCUGAGCCCGUAUCUGUUCCGGGCAUUCAGAAGUUCCAUAAAAAGAGUCAAUGUUCUGGGUGAGAAUAACUCGAGCUUGGAUAUACAAUUCAGCGUUCGAGAGACCACAUGCAGGAAGGAUUCUGGCGCAGACCCUGCCACCUGUGACUUCCAACCUGGCUACUAUGUGCCAGCAGCCUCUUGCAGAAGCACCGUGUGGAUGUCUGCUGAGCAGGUGCAGGACGUGUGGGUUUUUUGCAGCUGGUCCUCCAGCUCCGAGUCGGACAGCAGUGAAGAGAAGAUUUUCAGGGGUAUAUUAGGAUCCUCUAAAUGGAGAAACAGUUAUCUACUUGAUCUCGUUUCUGACACACCCAGACGUGAACAGUUUUAUGAACGGUCGCACGGUUAUUGGCUGCUUAUAUAGAAGAAAUGAGAAUUAACUCAAGGUGUUAAUUUUAUGCACAAAUACUCUGUACUAAUUGCUAGACAGGAUUUCCUCCUUCAACCCUCACACCCAUCCUGUAAGGCGACACCAUGUUCCUUCCCAUUUUACAGAUGAGCAAACUGAUUUUCUGUAACUUGCCCAAGGCUACCCUCCUGGAUGCAUGACCUAAGUUAUGGGACCCAGCUAUGCAAUAAUGUGUAACUGGGAAGAUCUGGACUAAUGCUCAUCUGACUGACUGGAGCUGAAUUGGGUAAUCCUCCAGCUAUGUGACUAGGACUGACCAAAAAUUAGUGUGUGGCAGGGCAGAGACAGGACUUUGAUACCCAUCUGUCACUCUAAAGCCUGUUUGUUUGUUUUUUCAUGCUAUUUUCCAAAGGAACUGUGAAAUUUACUCUAUGUCCAGAGUUUUCCAUCACAAUGAAUAAAACAGAUAUAAAUAUUUCAUUGAGUUCAAUGUCUGAUCCUCAUUAGGCAUGCUCACAAUUUGAGGCUUGAUUUAAG